GCAGAGAGCACGUACAGCGGGCGGGAAAAGACACUGGAAUAUAAACAGAGCGAAGCUGCUGCAAUUUAAUGUAAAUGUGCUGAUUAUUUAUGGUUUAUUCGUGUUUUUCUUACACGACUGCGCUUCUUAUUUAAUAGGACGAUGGUUCAAGUAAUUAUAAGAGGCAGCGUCGACGGCAGCAGCCCUCCAGAGUGGCUGCUGGUGGAGCUCCAGGGAGAGAUGGUGUCCAGACACAACUCUAGUCUGGAAGGAAAUGUGAUGGGAGACCUGCUCUACACCAAAGAGGGGGUGCCGGUGCUCAUCGUGGGACACCACAUCCUCUACGGGAAGCAGGUCAAGCUGGAGAAACCCUUCGCCGUCCUCACCAAGCAUCCGGGCCACUCGCAGGACAACACCGAGGAGGAUGUCGCCAUGGAGACGGAGCAGCAAGGCCCCGCCUCCACCUCCUACUCCGUGUUGGCGCUCAUCAAACGGAAACUGAUCUUCAAGACGCGACCCAAACCCAUCAUCACCAACGUACCCAAGAAGGUGUAGCAGGAGGGUUUUGAUGACGACGACGACAACGACAACAACAACAACAACAUGGAGGACACGAUGUCAGAAGUUAAAGAUCUGAUGUCAGCGCACAGGAGCAGAGACUCAUCGAAUAUACUUUUCUUCCUUGCAUGUGAUUGUAGCUGUGGUUCAUCCAAAUUAUUUGUUCCAGAAUUUGUAAUAAACUGAUAUUUAUGAGA
Messenger RNA from Amphiprion ocellaris (clown anemonefish), 734 nucleotides. It is a transcript of the gene chtf8, whose product is annotated as CTF8, chromosome transmission fidelity factor 8 homolog (S. cerevisiae). Bases 142 to 534 code for a protein of 130 amino acids. Lineage: Eukaryota; Metazoa; Chordata; Actinopteri; Pomacentridae. Gene Ontology annotation, biological process: mitotic sister chromatid cohesion. The transcript has 3 exons. The record is from RefSeq and is a predicted model, not a curated record. Gene Ontology annotation, cellular component: Ctf18 RFC-like complex.